AUGGUGGAGAAAUUUAAAGAAGAACUUUCUAGUUUAAAUAAAUCCUUAGAAAAUACUCCUAACAAUGCACAAGCACUCAGUGCCAGGGGUAAUAUUUACAGAAUGAUGAAAAAAUAUGAAGAAGCACUUAAAGAUUUAGAUAAAGCAUUAGAAAUCGAUCCAAAUAAUUGUCAUGCAUUAGGAAAUGUUGAAAAUGUUUCAUCAAAUAGGUUUAUUCGUAUAAUGGUUGGAUAA
Molecule: messenger RNA, 234 nt
Organism: Cetraspora pellucida
Lineage: Eukaryota; Fungi; Glomeromycota; Glomeromycetes; Diversisporales; Gigasporaceae
Source: the annotation of a GenBank genome assembly